Messenger RNA from Phalacrocorax carbo (great cormorant), 2567 nucleotides. NCBI's taxonomy places the organism in Eukaryota, Metazoa, Chordata, Aves, Suliformes, Phalacrocoracidae. The record is from RefSeq and is a predicted model, not a curated record.
ACGUCCCGCUGCGGGCGGCGAGUCGCGGAUGACGCCGCGGCGGGGCGGCAGGCGGGCCCGGGGCGCGGCGGCGGUGCGGCGAUGCGGGAGGGCGGCGAGGGGCCUCCGGCCAAGCGGCUGAAGGCGGCGCUGCCCCCGCCGCGCCCCGCCAUGCUGCACAACUCCCCGGCGCCGCGCCGCCGCCCGCCGCCCGCAGACUGCCAGCGCCGCCGCCUGCCCAUCUCCCAGGCGCGGGGGCCGCUGCUCGGCCAGCUCCGCGGCCUCGACAGCGCCGUCCUCAUCGGAGAAACGGGCUCAGGGAAGACCACUCAGCUCCCUCAGUACCUCUAUGAAGCAGGAAUUGGCCGCCAAGGCAUCAUUGCUGUGACCCAGCCUCGCAGAGUAGCAGCUAUAUCCUUAGCGACUAGAGUCUCGGAUGAGAAGAAGACAGAGCUGGGGAAACUGGUUGGCUAUACUGUACGCUUCGAUGAUCUUACAUCUGAUGAAACUAGAAUCAAGUUUUUAACAGAUGGAAUGCUGCUUCGCGAAGCUAUUGGGGACCCUAUGCUGCGGAAGUACAGCGUUGUCAUCCUGGACGAAGCCCAUGAGAGGACGAUCCAUACUGAUGUACUCUUUGGAGUGGUGAAAGCUGCACAAAAGAAACGAAAGGAACUGGGCAAACUGCCACUGAAAGUGGUUGUCAUGUCAGCUACGAUGGAUGUUGACCAGUUCUCCCAGUACUUCAAUGGAGCUCCUGUUCUCUAUUUAGAAGGCCGGCAACAUCCAAUUCAGAUCUUUUACACCAAACAGCCUCAGAGUGAUUACCUCCAAGCAGCACUGGUGUCAGUCUUCCAAAUCCACCAGGAAGCACCUUCUUCUCAGGACAUCCUGGUGUUUCUGACUGGUCAGGAAGAAAUUGAAGCAAUGACCAAAACCUGUCGAGACAUUGCCAAACAUCUCCCUGACGGCUGCCCGCAGAUGAUGGUGAUGCCUCUUUAUGCUUCUCUGCCCUACUCUCAACAGCUCCGCGUCUUUCAGGCUGCCCCCAAGGGCUGUCGCAAAGUGAUCCUCUCCACCAACAUCGCAGAAACCUCCAUCACCAUCGCGGGAAUAAAAUACGUUGUGGACACAGGCAUGGUGAAAGCAAAGAAGUACAGCCCUGAAGUUGGUCUGGAAGUGUUGGCAGUCCAGCGGGUGUCGAAGGCCCAGGCUUGGCAACGAACAGGGAGAGCGGGGCGAGAGGACAGUGGGGUCUGUUACCGGCUCUACACAGAGGAUGAGUUUGAGAAGUUUGACAAAAUGACAAUACCCGAGAUACAGAGGUGUAAUUUGGCCAGCGUGAUGCUUCAUCUCCUGGCCCUGAGAAUUCCCAACGUGCUCACCUUUGACUUCAUGUCCAAACCGUCUCCUGAUGCUAUUCAGGCAGCGAUUGAGCAGCUGGACCUGUUGGGAGCUGUGGAACGAAAGGAAGAUCAGCUUGUCCUAACCCCCCUGGGAAGGAAGAUGGCAGCCUUUCCACUGGAUCCAAAGCUCUCUAAAACCAUCCUCCUGUCCCCCAAGUUCCACUGUACAGAAGAGAUCCUGACCAUCGUGUCGCUGUUAUCAGUGGACAGUGUCCUUUACAACCCCCCAGCCCGGCGGGAUGAAGUGCAAUCCGUCAGGAAGAAAUUCAUCUCCAGUGAAGGGGAUCAUCUUACCCUGCUCAGCGUGUACAGGGCCUUCAAAAAUGUCAGUGGCAAUAAGGAAUGGUGCAAAGAGAACUUUGUCAACAGCAGGAACAUGAUGCUUGUGUCAGACGUCAGAGCCCAGCUCAGGGACAUUUGUGUAAAGCUGUCGAUGCCAAUCGAGUCCUCCCGCUCAGACACUGGAAACAUCCGCCGCUGCCUGGCUCACAGCCUCUUCAUGAACGCCGCGGAGCUGCAGCCCGACGGCACCUACAGCACCGUGGACUCUCACCAGUUAGUGGCCAUCCACCCCUCCUCUGUGCUCUUCCACUGCAAGCCAGCCUGCGUGGUUUACAACGGGCUGCUCCACACCAACAAGUGCUACAUGCGGGACCUGUGUGUGGUGGAUGCGGACUGGCUGUACGAUGCAGCGCCCGACUAUUUCCGCAGGAAGCUCCGAACGGCCAAGAACUGACCUGUGGGUCUGGGACCAACAGGUCCAGGGUUUUUAGGCUCACCCUAAAAGACUAUUCUUUGUUUUGUAAUGAAUGUGUGGGAGCAGUAGAGCUUUGCCUUGCAAUUCAGGUAAAAACCUUGGAGGAAAAUGGCUUGUCCAUGAGAGCCAGACUUCACAAGUCUCUGUGGCUUAGAACAAUUAUCCUUUUUAACAGUUAAUCUGUAAAAGAGGAACGUAGUGUGUACUCUGUGUGUGUGUGUAUGUGUGUGUGAUAAAUCUGUACCAGGAGGGAAAGGGAAGCUGGUAUCAGAUCCCAGUUUUUAACACUUACUGAAGUUAAACAGGCUUGUAUAUGCAGAAGUGAAAUCCUAAGAGCUCUUCUGAGCAGACUGGGUAUUUUUGAUGAUUGUGCUUGUAUCCUUAGCAGGUUUUAUUGGGAAAAAAAGAGAAAAAAAUUUUAAAUGUCA